Molecule: messenger RNA, 674 nt
Organism: Bolinopsis microptera
Lineage: Eukaryota; Metazoa; Ctenophora; Tentaculata; Lobata; Bolinopsidae
Product: small ribosomal subunit protein uS15-like
Exons: 3
Coding region: 187-642 (151 amino acids)
Biological process (GO): translation
Cellular component (GO): nucleolus; cytosolic small ribosomal subunit; ribosome
Molecular function (GO): small ribosomal subunit rRNA binding; structural constituent of ribosome
Source: RefSeq, a predicted model, not a curated record
UUGUCUUAAUUUGACUUAUGAUUCUAAAUUAUCACCGAGAAAACGUUUUGCACUAAACUUUCAAGGAUUCAGAUUACUUCGUCGUGUUAUAGUUCGUUAUUAUUAAUUUUCAUGGAGGUGAAAUUUAAGUUAUUUCAUUAACUGAUUUCUAAUUGAGAAACUUUGUUAGCCAAGAAAGCAGACGAGAUGGUUCGUAUGCAUACCCCCGGAAAGGGUAUUGCCCAGUCAGCCCUCCCCUACAAACGUAGUGUUCCUACCUGGCAGAAACUGACAGCCGACGAGGUGAAAGACACGAUCUACAAACUGUCCAAGAAAGGUCUGACUCCCUCUCAAAUUGGUGUCAUCCUCAGGGACUCUCAUGGUGUCAACCAGAUCAAACAUUUAACUGGAACGAAGAUUCUGAGAAUUCUGAGAGCGAAGGGUUUGGCCAGCAAGAUCCCAGAGGAUCUGUACCAUCUGAUCAAGAAAGCAGUGGCCAUCAGGAAACAUCUGGAGAAGAACAGACAGGACAAAGACUCCAAGUACAGACUGAUUCUGAUCGAAAGCCGAGUUCACAAACUGGCCAGAUACUACAAAACUAAAUCAGUCCUCCCACCCAACUGGAGAUACGAAAGUGCCACCGCCUCAGCUCUUGUAGCAUAAUUUAUAGAUCAAACUUGUUUUUAUCUUACCAA